CAGCACGUUGAGUGGUGGGGGCCGGCAGAAGAACUGCCCGAGCGAGGAGCGGCUCUUGGGGUCGGGCCGCACGGUUGUAGCGCCCGCUUUGGGGCCCCCGAGAGGCUGCUGGGCCGGGAUAGCGGCCAGCGGCCACGGGGGGGAAGGGGGUGGGUGGGCUGAGAGCAGCUUGGCGGCGAAGCUGGCCCGCCACCCCUUCCCCCCACCUCCGUCGACCUUGUAGGCAGAAGCUUCCCGGCGCUCCUCACGCCGGCGCGAUGGCUACUGCUGCGGAGGCGGAGGCCUCUCCGCCGACGGACGCGAACUGGGAAAGUGGCGGCGGCGGCGGAGACGACGAGCUGAAGCAGGCGCUUCCGGAGCUUGAGUCCUCCCCACAAAAUGGCGGCGGCCUCAGCGUCGCGGAGCCCGGCGGCGGCGCCGGGCCUGAGGAGACCGCGGCUGCCGAGGCUGCCCCGAGCCUCUGCCACGAGCAGCCUCAGGACUCCUGUGAGGCGGGCGCGGCCGCUCUGCCCAAAGGCCCCGAAGAGCCCGAAAGACCCGUUAGGAGGAGUUUUCAGAUCCCCAGGAAGAGCAGAGAAAAGAAAGCACUUUUUCAGCCAUUAACUCCAGGCUCUCGGGAAUUUGAAGAUGUUUUAAAUAUUCUCCACUCAUCUUACCUUGAACCAACUUCAGUAACAAAUUUUAACUACAGACGUGCUUGCUUGAUACAUAAUGAGCUUUUGGAAAAGGAGUUUACAGAAAAGCGAAGAGAACUGAAGUUUGAUGGUCGUUUAGAUAAAGAACUUUCAGAAUCCUAUGCAUUUCUGAUGGUUGAUCGGUAUCAGGUUCAGAGCAUAUGUGAAAAAGGAUUACAGGUGGGCCAGUCCAAAAUAACAAUUCUUGGCAGUCCUUCCAUGGGUGUCUAUCUUUCUAGGUAUGCUGAUUUAUUACAAGCUAAUCCUUUGGAAGCUGGGGCAGUGGGUGAUGUUGUUAUUUUUAAAAUAAUGAAGGGUAAAAUAAAGAGUAUAUAUGACCCGAUGGGUGUAAAAAGUUUGGAAUCUAUAUUAAAUAAAAGUGCUUUGGACCCAACACCAAAGCAUGAAUGUCAUGUGUCGAAGAAUGCCAAUAGAAUUACAUCACUUUUGGCUUAUAGAGCUUAUGAGCUUACUCAGUAUUAUUUUUAUGAGUAUGGCUUUGAUGAGCUAAGGCGAAGACCGAGACAUGUGUGUCCAUAUGCAGUUGUGUCUUUUACUUAUAAAGAUGAUAUACAAACUCCGAAGUUCGUACCUUCAUCAAGAUCUAACAGCUUUAAUGCAGAUAGAAACUCAGAUAAAUUUAACUACACGUUGUGGAAAGGACAGCUUUUAAAUAAAGGAAAGCUUUUGUGUUAUAUUUCUCUGAGGUCAGCCACUCGUGCUUUUUUGCCUAUCAAGCUUCCUGAGAAGUUAGAUGUUGAAACAGUUAUGAGUAUUGAUCAUCUGAAACAGAAAAUCCCUCCAGCGCUGUUUUAUAAGGAAACUUACUUAGGUCCAUAUGAAGUUUUGAAGAAUGGAAUGUAUUGCAGCCUCUAUGAAGUUGUAGAAAAGACAAGAAUUGGAAGUAACAUGGAAAAUUUGCUGCAAAAACUAGAGAAAGAAAAACUUGUUCUUGUUAAACCUUUGGGAGACCGAGGAUACCUUUUUCUUCUCUCUCCUUGUCAAAUGGUUUCUCCAUAUGAACAUCAUACUGCUAAGUCUCGAGUCUUACAUGCUUUGUUUCUAUUUCAAGAACCUAGAGGCAUAGUUACUUCACAGAAAGGUUCAACCAGUGCAGCACCACAGGAGAGACGUGAGAGCAUACCAGAUGUAUUAAAAAUAACUCAAUUUUUACAGUUUGCUUUGAUUCAGUGUCGAAAGGAAUUCAAAAAUAUAAAUACUAUAAAUUUUCAUUCUGUUGUUGAAAAGUAUGUAAGUGAAUUUUUUAAGCGAGGUUUUGGUUCAGGUAAACGAGAGUUUAUCAUGUUUCCAUAUGAUUCACGAUUAGAUGAUAAAAAAUUUUUAUAUUCAGCUCCAAGAAAUAAAUCCCAUAUUGAUAAUUGUUUGCAUACCUAUAUUUUUCGGCCUGAAAUGUAUCAGUUACCUAUUUAUAAAUUAAAAGAGCUAUUUGAAGAAAAUAGAAAACUUCAACAGUUUAGUCCACUUUCAGAUUAUGAAGCCCAAGAAGAAGAAAUGAAUGGUACAAAAAUGAAAUUCGGAAAACGAAAUAACUCAAGGGGUGAAACUAUUACACCUGGAAAGCAGAAGUCAUCUCACUCUUUGGAUUAUGAUAAGGAUAGAGUCAAAGAAUUGAUUAAUUUAAUUCAGUGUAGGAAAAAAAAUGUGGGUGGGGACUCAGACAAAGAAGAUAUGAGAAGCAAAACUGUCUUGAAGAGGAAGCUUGAGGAUCUACCUGAAAAUAUGAGAAAGCUCGCCAAAACCAGUAAUUUAUCUGAAAAUUGCCAUCUGUAUGAAGAGUCUCCACAGCCUGUUGGCUCACUUGGGCAUGAUGCUGACUUGAGACGGCAGCAGCAGGAUACCUCUAACUCUAGCAUUGCUGACAUCCAUAGGUUGUUUAAUUGGCUAUCAGAAACACUAGCAAAUGCACGUCAUUCUGAUGCAUCCCUGACAGACACAGUCAACAAGGCCUUAGGAUUGAGCUCUGAUGGUGCCUAUGAAGAGAUUAGGCAAAAGCAUGAAUAUGAGUUGAACUCUACCCUGGAUAAGAAAGAAUAUGAGCAGCCUACUGGUGUAAAAAUGGAAAGUGCACAUUUUAAGGAUACUCAGAGCCCACUGCUAGAAGUUGAUACAUCAUCUUUAAAGUAUCCUCUUGCUGUUUCUACCAGUGAAGUAGGCACUGACCAUAAACUACAUUUGAAAGACGAUCCAAAUUUAAUUAGCAUGAGUAAUUUUGAAGAUUGCAGUUUGUGUCCCACUGUUCCCAUUGAACAUGGAUUCCGUAGACAAUCUAAGUCAAAUAAUGUUGAAGAGACUGAAAUACAUUGGAAACUGAUUCCAAUUACAGGAGGGAAUGCAAGAAGCCCAGAAGACCAGCUGGGGAAACAUGGUGAGAAACAAACACCAGGUAUGAAAUCACCAGAAGAACAACUGGUGUGUCUGCCACCACAGGAGGCCUUUCCUAACGACCCCCGGGUAAUAAGUAGACAGAGAAGUUCUGAUUAUCAGUUUCCAUCCUCUCCAUUUACAGACACACUAAAGGGCACCACUGAGGAUGACGUGUUGACAGGUCAGGUGGUGACAGUGGAGGAGCAGUGUGUGCCAGCAGCAGAACCGCCUGCAAUGAGUGAAACCACAGAAAGGACAGUGUUAGGAGAGUACAGUCUCUUUUCUAGGAAGAUAGAAGAGAUUCUGAAGCAGAAGAAUGUUUCAUAUGUCAGCAGAAUUUCCACACCUACCUUUUCAACACAAGAGAAGAUGAAACGGCUUUCUGAGUUCAUAUAUUCUAAGACUUCCAAAGCUGCUGUACAGGAGUUUGUAGAUGGCUUGCAUGAGAAACUAAAUACUGUUAUCAAAGCAUCAGCCAAGGGUGGGAAUAUGCCAGCAGUCAGUCCUAAUGAUUCUGGUACUAAGAUAGCAUUGAGCCCUCUGGGAAGGCAUGUCAUACCAGUUUCCUCAAGCGACUUCAACAAUAAACACCUCCUUGAGCCACUUGGUAGUGAUCCUCUGAAAGACACCAACUCUAAUGAGCAGCCUUCCUCUUCGGCUUCGGGUUUAACUGAAGCAGAAGUGAACCAGCCACACCAUGCCACAGAGCCAGUGGUGACUUCUGAUCAUACUGCCCGGGAACCAGUAGAAAAAGAAACAAAAUCGCCCAGUGAUGUAAACAUUUCUGCCCAACCAGCUCUUUCAAACUUUAUAAGCCAGUUAGAACCUGAAGUAUUUAACAGUUUGGUUAAAAUCAUGAAAGAUGUCCAGAAAAAUACUGUGAAAUUUUAUAUUCAUGAAGAAGAGGAGAGUGUGCUCUGUAAAGAAAUAAAGGAAUAUCUUAUCAAAUUAGGCAAUACAGAGUGUCAUCCAGAACAGUUUUUGGAAAGAAGAUCAAAAUUAGAUAAACUAUUGAUUAUUAUUCAAAAUGAAGACAUUGCAGGUUUCAUUCACAAGGUACCUGGCUUGGUGACUUUAAAGAAGCUUCCUUGUGUUAGUUUUGCUGGUGUUGAUAGUUUGGAUGAUGUUAAAAAUCAUACAUACAAUGAGUUAUUUGUAUCUGGAGGUUUUAUCGUUUCUGAUGAAUCCAUUCUAAAUCCAGAAGUAAUCACAAUUGAGAACCUUAAAAAUUUUUUGACAUUCCUCGAAGAACUUAGUACUCCAGAAGGAAAAUGGCAAUGGAAAGUCCACUGUAAAUUUCAGAAAAAACUAAAGGAACUGGGCAGAUUGAAUGCUAAAGCUCUGAGUCUCUUGACCCUUCUGAAUGUCUAUCAGAAGAAACAUCUGGUUGAAAUUUUGUCAUACCACAACUGUGAUUCACAAACUCGAAAUGCUCCAGAAUUGGAUUGCCUUAUCAGACUUCAGGCUCAAAACAUACAGCAACGACACAUAGUCUUUUUAACAGAAAAGAGUAUCAAGAUGCUUUCCAGUUAUACCGAUAAUGGAAUAGUGGUUGCGACUGCUGAAGACUUUAUGCAAAACUUUAAAAAUCUUGUGGGCUAUCACAACUCAAUCACAGAAGAAAACCUUCCUUUGCUUGGUGCUAAUGAGAAUCUUGAGUCGCAGUCAGCUCUUUUAGAAAACGAUGAAAAGGACGAAGAGGAUAUGUCUCUGGAUUCAGGGGAUGAAAUCUCAAAAAUAGAAGUAUGCAGCAAUUUUCAUUCAGAAAUGUUGGAGAAAGAGACCAAAGGAUCACGUGGAACAGAUCAAAAAAAGAAUAUUCAAAUUGAGUUGCAAUCGUCUCUUGACUUGCAAAAAAGUUUAUUAGAAGAGAAGACUUAUGAAAUUGAUUCUGAAGAGAGAGCUUCUAUUGAUAUAGUAUGCUCUGAAGGAGAGAACAGUAAUUCAGCUGAACAGGAUUCAUAUAGCAACUUUCAGGUUUAUCACAGUCAAUUAAAUAUGUCCCAUCAGUUUAGUCAUUUUAAUGUUCUCACUCAUCAGACAUUUUUGGGGACACCAUAUGCCCUUUCAUCAAGUCAGUCUGAAGAAAGUGAAAAUUACUUUUUAUCUGCUUAUACUCAAAACUUGGAUAGAGAGAAAUCUCCAUUAAGUUGGUGGAAAAGUGAUACUUCCAGGCCGUUUUCAAAAGAGAAAUAAUUACAGUAACUUUUUUUUUUUAAGUAGGUUGUUAUGGACUUUUUCUGUUUCUUAAAAGUGAAUUCACAAUUUAUAUUUCAUUCUCUAAACAAAAGGUUUCUUUUCCUUUCGCAAAUGUUUUUUUUCCUCUUAUUUAAAUCAUGAUGGCCUGUAACAGUUGAAGCAUCUGAAAAUUGAAAUAAAUAUAUAUUUUUAACAUAUUGUACUUGAAUUAUCUCAUAUUGGCACUUUUAAGUUUUACACUUAUGUCAUCUGUACUUUGGCUUCAAAUUGAAGCCUGUUUUAUAUGUAAAACUAGAUAGUUGCAAAAGGAUAGUGAACAAUGGCUUUACAUUUUUUCCCCUCCUCUAAUGUCAAUGAUCCCAGCUACUUUUGCUGAAAUGAUAUAUCAACUGAUGCAUUUGCUACUUUUGCUGAAAUAUCAACUAAUGCAUUUAUUUUAAGCUUUUUGUAUAGUGCUUUUACAAAGGUAUAAGCCAGUGAUGUUAAUAUUUACACGAUUUUGGCUCAAUACCUCAAGAUUUAUUGAACAAAGCCAUUUCAUUUAGAUGAUAAAACUAUGUACCAUAUGGGACUUAGGACGUAACACCAGGCAGCAUUAUUUUUUAUUUUUAGACAACCAUGUAAAAUCACCUGUUGCUAAAAUUUUGGUCAACCUUUGAGAAUAUUUGAUAAUUACAAUUUUCAGUGCUUGUGUGGUCCUUAAACAAAAACCUAUCUUAUCUUUUGAAAUAUGAAACUGAAUUUGGUUAUUAAAGGCAUUAAACAAUUUGAAAUAAACUUUGCUGUAGAUUUUAAAAUUGUUAGAAAAAUGUAAGUAUAUUUUUCAGGUGGUAAGCACUUAAGUGCUAUAUACUAAAGCUAACUUUUUAAAUUCACAGAUAAAAGUACAUGGUGAAGAUAAAUUUUAAAUCCACAUGUAUUGCUAAUAACUGCCUCUCCAUUACUAAUACAAACUUGUAAAUGUUUUUGAAAACUGUAGUUUCUACAAUAAAAGAAGUCAUUAAAAAAAGGACUUAAAAAAAUUUCCAUGUAAGCCUAAACUGAAUCUGGGCUAUUUUAGUAAAAGUAAGUAUGUCAGACCUUCCUUUGGCACCUCCAAAGAACUUUGAGUUCUACUCUUUAAAAUCUUUUUAUAGAGCAAAAUAUCUAAGUGAUAUUUUAAUAAGCUACAUGUAAAAAGUGUGGAAGAACACUGUAAACUCCAGACUGUGUUAAGGUAAGUAGAUCAAUACCUCAAUACCCACAUUGUGAUGAGCAGAAAAAAAAUUUUUUUUUUUUACUACUUUUUUACAAGUGUCUUGUUUUAUUGUUUUUUAAAAAAUAUAUAUACACACAUACUUUACUACAUAAUGUACAAGUUUUAAAUAAGCAUUUUAAAAAGAAAUCUAGGCUAUUUGAUAAAUACAGUUAAGCAACAACCAAUCUCACAUUUCAUAAUUUGGAAGACAAAUCAAAUGUAAAGGAUUUGAUUUUCUACAUUUAAAACGAAGAACUAAAAUUCUCUUCUUGAUUUGCAGCUAAAGGCAUGAGAUUAGUUUCCAACUCUCUUUGCUUCUGGAGAAGGCCCUGAAAUCGUAUUGAUAUGUUAGUACGGUGUGCAGCAGAUGGGCAAAUUAUUCCUAUUUUACCUUUCUCUCUUGUUAAUACAGAACUAUAUUUACUUUGAAAACACGUAUUACGCUCAGUUACUUUGUCAUGUUCAACUCAAGAAUUUUCGAUUUUUACACCAGACUUUCUCACUUGGAUACUGUGCAGCUAUCACACAUUUGUAAGAUUAUAUUUUUAGCCAUACAACCAAUAGAAAUGACCUUUCUUAAAACCAUGUCUCCUAACUGUGGGGCUGAACACCACCUCUUUCCUUUUCCCUAAAUGCUCUUAAAAUGGUCAUAAGUCUCCCUUUAACCAUCCAGUGUUUAUCUUGACUGCAUUAACCUUAGUGGCUAGUUAGUACAAGGCCCUGCUGAAGUAAGAUAUGGUCACUAAGGUGUAUACAUCACAUUCCUUUCUCUUAAGCUACAACUUCUGUCUCUACUAAGCUAGAAUAUACCUUGUCACUUUAAAAAGAGGUUUAAGUAAAAUCUUCACUGUGUGAAUUACCAAGCUUGAGUUACAAAAUUCAAUCCACAUGUAACCAAAGCUACAGCAUUUAAAAAACUAAGGGACACUUUAUAAUCCUGGGUUAGUGGGGGUGAUUUUCUAGUCCUAUAGAUCAACAAUUUGAAAUGCAGGAGGCAUUCAUAAAUGACUGGACAUGGAAAAGGGUAAUCCUAAAACUACAGUUUAUUUUCCCCAAAUACACAAAGUAUACUGUGAAUCAAAGCUAAUCGCAAAACCAGUUUUGCAAGUCUUUUUUUUUUUUUUAA
This is a messenger RNA of Globicephala melas (long-finned pilot whale), 7621 nucleotides long. It is a transcript of the gene TASOR, whose product is annotated as transcription activation suppressor. Gene Ontology annotation, cellular component: nucleoplasm; heterochromatin. Gene Ontology annotation, molecular function: chromatin binding. The record is from RefSeq and is a predicted model, not a curated record. Gene Ontology annotation, biological process: protein localization to heterochromatin; negative regulation of gene expression, epigenetic. NCBI's taxonomy places the organism in Eukaryota, Metazoa, Chordata, Mammalia, Artiodactyla, Delphinidae.